AAGUUUUAACAAACUCAUAUCCGAAACUUGCCACAGUCGAGAGAGAGAUUCAAACACCCAAAGCGCCCAAAACCGUCGCGCCGGUUCGCCCAAACUCCUAAUUUCUCAUUCUUUUAAUUCUUAAAUUUCUUUCAGAUCGCUCGAUCUCUAAUUGGUUCAAUCAUUUCAAAUCAAACCCAAAAUUCCCCCUUUAUCUUCUAAAUUUUUGCUUUCCCCCAUUUUCCCUCGUUUUCAAUCCUCAACUUUUCAAUUCAAGUUUUUUUUAAUCUAAUCCUAGAAAACCCAACUCUCAAAUCCAAUGUCGGCGUCGACCGUUUCAAUAACGGCGAACCCGGUGACGACUCGGCGGCGACACGUCGUGGCCGUCGAUAAGAAGACAUCCAACAUCGAGCUUGUCUCCGCCGAACCCCAAACCCACAAAGCCGACGACACCGCCACCAAUUCCAAAGAUCUCAGCCACCACUCCAUCAGAGGCGAACCGGGUCUUGACCGGUCCGCACAACCCAAGAAAACCGGCCCCAAUUCCACCAUUUCGCCGCCUUCCAAUCGCCGCUCUCGCAAAACCCUAGACGCUGAUCUCAAGCCUCGAUGGGUCACCGUCCUCCGAAUCUUUUCCAAGAACUUAAUUCUGCUUGUUCUGAUUGUGGGUUUGUUUCAGAUUGUCAGGAGACUGGCUCUUGGGCCUGGGGUUGGGGUUCCCAUGGCGUUUUCGGAUUUGGAAGGCCGAAUAGCGGAGGUGGAAGCGUUUAUGAAGACCACUACAAAGAUGGUUCAGGUUCAAGUGGAGGUUGUGGACCGGAAGAUUGAGAGCGAGGUUGGAGGGUUGAGGAGAGAAAUAGAGAAGAAGAUAGAGGAUAAAGGGGUUGCAUUGGAGGGUGAGUUGAGGAAAUUGGAGGCCAAGAAUGAAGGGUUGGAGAGGUCGGUGAGCGAUUUGAGGAGCGUGGAGUGGUUGUCGAAGCAAGAGUUUGAAAAGGUGUUUGAGGAUUUGAAGAAGAAGGUGAAGGGCAGCGAAGAUAGUGAAUUGGGUGCAACUUUGGAUGACAUAAGGGCCUAUGCGAGGAGUGUGGUUGAGAAAGAGAUAGAGAAGCAUGCAGCGGAUGGACUUGGCAGGGUGGAUUAUGCUUUGGCCACUGGUGGGGCUUCCGUUGUGAAGCAUUCAGAGCCAUAUUUGGUGGGGAAAGGGGGCAAUUGGUUCUUGAAGAGUACCAAAAAUGGGGUUCAUGGCGAUGCUGACAAGAUGUUGAAACCUAGUUUUGGGGAGCCUGGCCAUUGUUUUCCCUUGAAAGGGAGUAAUGGAUUUGUCCAGGUUAAGCUGCGGACUGCCAUCAUUCCCGAGGCUAUCACUCUGGAACAUGUUGCAAAGAGCGUUGCUUAUGACAGAUCGAGUGCCCCUAAGGACUGCAGGAUCUCUGGGUGGCUGCGAGGACGGGAUGAUCCAGAAGUCUAUACAGAGAUUCACCUAGCUGAAUUUACUUAUGACCUUGAAAAAAGCAAUGCACAGACAUUCGAUGUCUUGGACCGGGCAGUGUCUGACCUUGUCGACACAGUGAGGUUGGACUUCACAUCCAACCAUGGAAGCCCUUCUCAUACUUGCAUAUAUCGAUUGAGAGUGCACGGACAUGAACCGAAUGCUGUUUCUAUGAUGGCCAUGCAGCAGUAGCGUUAGUGCCAUUCCAUACCAUACUCGUGCAGAAGCAUUCUCAGGCCACGUUUGUAUUAAGUGUGAAUUCAUUUUUUUCUCCUUUUAAUUUCUAGCUUGGUAGGUUGAGAUGUUGUGGUAUGUUUCUAGGGUUCUCCAAAUCGUGUAUUGUCUCCUUGAUGUUUUAGUGUUACUAGUAAUCGUGUAUCCAUGUAUUGUUAGGUGUAUGUCA
This is a messenger RNA of Pyrus x bretschneideri (Chinese white pear), 1871 nucleotides long. Its product is annotated as SUN domain-containing protein 1. Bases 299 to 1660 code for a protein of 453 amino acids. Gene Ontology annotation, biological process: nuclear envelope organization. Lineage: Eukaryota; Viridiplantae; Streptophyta; Magnoliopsida; Rosales; Rosaceae. Gene Ontology annotation, cellular component: nuclear envelope. The record is from RefSeq and is a predicted model, not a curated record. Gene Ontology annotation, molecular function: protein-membrane adaptor activity. The transcript is spliced from 2 exons.